GCAACAGAAUGCAUUGAAAAUGGCGCUGAAGUUUUGGAAAUAGACGGAGAUUUAACGGAGUUUGAACAUUUGGAACCAAUUGUCAACAAGACUGUUGAGAAAUUUUCGGCUAUUGACAUUUUAGUUAACAAUGCAGGAUGUAGUGUGUAUAGAUCUAUUGGCGAUACAAAGGUUGAAGAUUUCGACAUGUUAUUUCAGAUACUACUUCGGGCUCCUGUAUUCUUGAGCAAAUAUGCCUUGCCUCAUUUGAAGAAAACAAAAGGAUGCAUUGUAAACGUGUCGAGUGUAGCAGCAAUGAUGAGUUCACCAAACGGUGUUCCUUAUAAAAUGUUUAAAGGCGCUCUGGAUCACUUUACAAAAGGUUUUGCUUCAGAGUGCAGUCUGUUCGGUGUUCGUGUAAACAGCAUAAAUCCAGCUCUUGUCCAUACAAGAAUAUUAGACACAUUCGGACUAGCCAAGGACGUACUAGAAAAGCUUAUCGAGAAAUCUGAAGCCCUGCAUCAUUUUGGGGUAAUGCAACCAGGAACAAUAGCAGACGGAAUCAAAUUUUUGUGCUCAUCUCCUCACAUUACUGGAAUUACACUACCAGUUACUUCGGGUCUUUCAGUAUAAAUGUGUAAUAAAAGUUUCUUUCUGUGGUUUGGAAAAAUAUAAAGCUUAUUGGCAUGUUUGCUCGAUUGCAAACCAAUGGGUAAUGAAGACACAAAAAACUAGAUAAUGUACUUGCGGGAACGAUCGAUAAUGUAAAUCAAGAAAUGAGGACUUAGGCUACUGACCAACAUUCUAGGCAACCAAUCCAUGUUUAUAGUUACAUAUAAGCUGGCUGCGCUGUAG
Molecule: messenger RNA, 834 nt
Organism: Styela clava
Lineage: Eukaryota; Metazoa; Chordata; Ascidiacea; Stolidobranchia; Styelidae
Product: putative oxidoreductase TM_0325
Source: RefSeq, a predicted model, not a curated record